AUGACACUCACCGUUACCGCUUCAUUCCUCAUCGUCUUCCUCUCGCUAAUCACCGUUUAUGGUGAUGUUAUCAAACUACCUUCUCAAGCUUCUAAGUUCUUCCGUCCGGCGAAAGAUGAUUCUUCGGUUGGUACUCGGUGGGCUGUUCUCGUCGCCGGAUCCAGUGGAUACUGGAAUUACAGACAUCAGGCGGAUGUUUGUCAUGCUUAUCAGCUUCUAAAGAAAGGUGGGUUAAAAGAGGAAAAUAUUGUGGUGUUUAUGUAUGAUGAUAUUGCAAAGAACAAAGAGAACCCAAGGCCUGGAGUCAUUAUUAACAGUCCUCAUGGAGAGGAUGUCUAUAAUGGAGUUCCAAAGGAUUACACUGGCGAAGAUGUUAACGUUGAUAACUUAUUUGCUGUGAUCCUUGGAAAUAGAACAGCUCUUAAAGGGGGAAGUGGGAAGGUUGUAGAUAGUGUUCCAAACGAUCAUAUCUUCAUAUAUUAUAGUGAUCACGGCGGUCCGGGAGUGCUUGGGAUGCCAACUUCUCCACACCUAUAUGCGAAUGAUCUCAAUGAUGUCUUGAAGAAAAAACAUGCUUCUGGAACCUAUAAGAGCUUGGUGUUUUAUUUAGAGGCUUGUGAAUCAGGAAGUAUUUUUGAAGGUCUUUUACAAGAUGGUUUAAACAUUUAUGCUACAACUGCAUCAAACGCAGAGGAAAGUAGUUGGGGUACUUAUUGUCCUGGAGAGGAUCCUAGUCCUCCUUCCGAGUAUGAGACAUGUUUGGGUGACUUGUACAGUGUUGCUUGGAUGGAAGACAGUGAUAAACAUAAUUUACAGACAGAGAGUUUGCACCAACAAUAUGAACUGGUUAAAAGGAGGACUGCUGGUUCUAGUUCGUCUUAUGGUUCACAUGUCAUGGAGUAUGGAGAUUUAGGACUCAGCACAGAGAAGCUUGUCCUUUAUAUGGGCACAAACCCAGCCAAUGAAAACUUCACCUUUGUGGAUGAGAAUUUACUAAGGAUGUCUUCAAAAGUUACAAACCAGCGUGACGCAGAUCUUGUCCAUUUUUGGGAUAAGUAUCGAAAGGCACCAGAAGGUUCCGCAAGAAAAGUGGAAGCUCAAAAGCAACUCCUUGAAGUAAUGUCUCACAGACUUCACGUCGAUAAUAGCGUUCUAUUAAUUGGGAAAUUCUUGUUUGGCAUUUCACAAGGUCCUGCAGUGCUAAAUAAAGUUCGGCGUUCUGGAAAACCGCUUGUGGACGAUUGGGACUGUCUUAAAACAAUGGUGAGAGCUUUUGAGAGGCAUUGUGGAUCAUUGUCUCAGUACGGAAUCAAGCACAUGAGGGCUAUUGCAAACAUAUGCAAUGCAGGGAUUCAAAUGGAACAGAUGGAGAAGGCAGCGAUGCAAUCUUGUCCAACCAUACCAAUCAGUCCUUGGAGCUCUCUUCACCACGGAUUCAGUGCAUGA
Arabis nemorensis is the source of this 1446-nucleotide messenger RNA. Lineage: Eukaryota; Viridiplantae; Streptophyta; Magnoliopsida; Brassicales; Brassicaceae. The record is from the annotation of a GenBank genome assembly.